CUCCAUUACCAAGCAAUUGAUUCAUUCUCAAUCUCAAUCUCAAUCUCUCAAUUCGCCUUCCUUCCUUUCUUUCUGUUCCCCAGUCUUACUGCUCAUUCAUUUUCUUCUUGUUUUUUCUGCAUUGCUCUUCGUGUUAUACUCUGUUUCCAUAUUUUCAGUUCAGUUACAGUUCAUUUUCCAUUACUCUUCUAACAAUGACGGAAUCUCAUCACGUGGUGGAGAUCCCGGUCGACGAUGAUGAGCAGAGGCAGCUCGUCGUCGUUGCAACGGCGAUCCAGAACCACCCGCUGACGGAGAUCUCCCGCAGCCCCGGCCACUUACUCCUCCUGAAGAUGUGGCAGAGGGAAGAGGAUCUCAGCGGGCGACGGAUCGCCACCAAGGAAUCGCGACUCGAUUCUAUCAAGCGGGAGAUCUUCCAGCUCUGCUCCUUCUUCCUGAUAUUCCACGGACUCUUCUUCACCAUCCUCUUUACUUCUUCUUCUGGAGAGAGGAAGUGCGGGAAAUGGUGGGUACCAGGGGUAGUUUCCUUGUGCACCUCACUCGUGUUUGUGUGGUUGGUGCAGGUCCAGCUGUACAGGUACUGGAAGGUGUGGAAGAAAGUGGGGAGGGAACGGUGCAACGGCCGCGUGGUGGCGAGGUGUAUUCAGGAACUAAGGAUGAAAGGAGGAAGCUUUGAGCUGGGGAUAGAUCCCUACUGCGCUGGUGGCAAGAAGACGAAGAGUUCGAGCGUGGAGAUUAAGUGGAAGCCGGUGACUUGGGUUUCUCAGAACUCAGUGGCAAUCGGUUUGUGCUGCUUUGCCGGAUUGGCCGUUUUGGCUUCGAGAUUAGUUAUUUGCGGCGGAUAUUAGUACAGCAGGGGAAAACUGAGGAAUCAUGGCGACAGAAGAUGAUGGUUCGAGGUAAAAUGAUUGAUUGAUUUAUUUGUUGAGAUAUUGUCGAGGUAGCCUGGUUUCAUUACCUUGAGGUGAAGAUCUGAUAUUGGAUUCUUCUGUAGUUGAAAUGUGCAGAUUUGUGUUGGUGACGAAUGAGGAUGGGAAGCAAGAAAAGAUAUAACACAUCGUGCACAAAAUGUGGUGCAGCGUAUGAUAGUCCGUUGCCAUAUGAAUGCAAAAGAAUUGGUCUAAUGGUUAUGCAUGCAACAAAUACUAUGACAGAACUCGGAGAUUGAGAUGACAGGAGGAAUGCAGCUACUACUAGUCUCAAGAGACUUGCCUACUUUGGGAACUUCAUGUACUUGUGCCACACACACUGCUUGUGUGAACUGCCAUUCUUUCUUUCAUUCAUCCAUCAAUAAAACUAACUACAUUCAUUCUUCCAAGCAACUGGGAUUUAAGAGCUUGUUGGUCAUAAUUAACUUGAUACUACUAC
This is a messenger RNA of Linum trigynum, 1368 nucleotides long. The record is from the annotation of a GenBank genome assembly. NCBI's taxonomy places the organism in Eukaryota, Viridiplantae, Streptophyta, Magnoliopsida, Malpighiales, Linaceae.